Poeciliopsis prolifica (blackstripe livebearer) is the source of this 1205-nucleotide messenger RNA. RefSeq names its product androgen-induced 1 (H. sapiens) (gene aig1). The transcript has 6 exons. The record is from RefSeq and is a predicted model, not a curated record. Lineage: Eukaryota; Metazoa; Chordata; Actinopteri; Cyprinodontiformes; Poeciliidae. The coding region runs from base 180 to 881 and encodes 233 amino acids. Gene Ontology annotation, cellular component: endomembrane system; membrane.
UCAUCAUCAUCAUCACCAACACGGAAGCAGCGGAGCGCGGGGGGCCGGAGAGGACAGGCAGACAGACAGAGGGACAGACAGGAAGCUGGACAGGCGGACAGGCAGCAGGACAGGCGGACACACGCCCCGGGUCUCGGGGAGCAGCGGGACGCGUCCACGGCAGCAUCCACGGCAGCAUCAUGGCGCUGAUCCCCGCGCAGGUCCUGCGGGUCGCCAUCCUGCUGUCCUACUUCUCCAUCCUGUGCCACUACAAGGCGCUGGACAUGCCGGCGCACCAGACCUACGGAGGCAGCUGGAAGUUCCUCACCUUCAUCGACCUGGUGAUUCAGGCCGUGUUCUUCGGGCUGUGCGUCCUGAUCGACGUGUCCAGUCUCCUGACCAAAGGAGCCGACAGCCGGGAGCAGGAGCGCCAGCUGAAGAAGCUGAUCGGCCUGAGGGACUGGAUGAUGGCGGUGCUGGCGUUCCCCGUUGGAGCGUUUGUCGUGUUCACAUUCUGGACCCUCUACCUCUACGACCGAGAGCUGGUCUACCCUAAGCUGCUGGAUAACUUCAUUCCUCAGUGGCUCAACCACGGCAUGCACACCACCGUUCUUCCCUUUAUCAUCAUCGAGAUGCGGACCACCCACCACAGCUACCCCCGCCGGUCCUGGGGGCUGGCCGCCGUCUGCCUGUUCGGCGUCGGAUACAUUCUCUGGACGUGUUGGGUCCACCAGGUGACCGGUGUCUGGGUUUACCCGGUCCUUGAACGCAUCGCGCCACUGGCUCGGGUCGCUUUCUUCAGCACCAUGACGGCCGUGAUCUGCAUCAUGUACGUCCUGGGAGAGAUCCUCAAUGGAUACAUCUGGGACCACACACACACAGAAAAGGUCAAAGGUGAGUGACCUCCUCUGCCUCCAUAGCCGCUUUGCGGACCUCGCUGAAGCCAGAACUUCGCUGGACCGGCAGCAGACCAGCUGAGGAGCAGAACCAGUAAUCAUCAGUGAACCUUUGACGAUGAAUCCUCUGUUGUUGUUUUUGUGUCUUUGUGUCGUUUUGCUCUGAAUGUUCGGCUGCAUGAGUUCUGGAAGGAAACCCAAACGGCUUCUCACCAGCCGGAGCCAACGAUUCCUGCACAACAAAUCAGCCUCCAUCUCAUCGUCACACUGCAUUUCUGGACGAUACUUGUGGUUGUUUUAAGGUGCAAAUAAAGCUUGAACUAAUCUGCA